UUACUCAAUAAAUAUUCAUCUUUCCAAACCUCACCCACUGCUUCAUCUUCCCAAAUUCACAAUUUUAGAGAGAGAGAAGAAAAAAUGGAUGAAGACGGAGCUUCAGAAAAAUGGUACCAAGGCCUAAGAGGCUACUGGAAAAGAAAUAACUACGAGAAGCUUAAUGGGUCGUCGCGACGCCGGAGGAGGUUGGCCCAGGUCGAGCUCGGUUCGACCCGGAACACCCGCCGGCGCUUCUGGCGGAUCAAGAUCUCACCCAAGUUCCGAUUUUUACGAAAAAUUCCGUCGCCGAAGAAACUACUUCUCCGCCUCCGUGACGCCUAUGUCAAUAUGAUGCUCGGAUUUGCCAAUUCCCGAGUUUUCACCACCAGCUACGGCGGAGGCGCUGCCGUGUGCGAUGGCAUUCCCGGUUUCGGACAACGGCCGGCGAAGGAAUACGACGAGAAGAUGAUUCUCGAGAUCUAUAAAUCUAUUGUGGCGAAGCAGCGGGAGAUGACCCACCGCCCUGCCGUGGCCGGAUCGGUGCCGGCAACCGCUCAAUUUAGGUGAAAAAGAUAUGUUCUAAUCCGGAAGGGUUUUGGGUGUUUUUUUUUUUUCCCUUUCAAUUUUAGUGUUUGUUAUUUUAAUAAUAAUAAUAAUAAUAAUAAUAAUAAUAUAUUUUUCAAUGAUA
Messenger RNA from Cucumis melo (muskmelon), 670 nucleotides. RefSeq lists its product as uncharacterized. The record is from RefSeq and is a predicted model, not a curated record. Lineage: Eukaryota; Viridiplantae; Streptophyta; Magnoliopsida; Cucurbitales; Cucurbitaceae. The coding region runs from base 85 to 549 and encodes 154 amino acids. The transcript has a single exon.